This is a messenger RNA of Aquila chrysaetos chrysaetos, 4690 nucleotides long. RefSeq names its product stearoyl-CoA desaturase (gene SCD). Gene Ontology annotation, molecular function: stearoyl-CoA 9-desaturase activity; iron ion binding; palmitoyl-CoA 9-desaturase activity. Gene Ontology annotation, biological process: response to fatty acid; unsaturated fatty acid biosynthetic process. Bases 1 to 1101 code for a protein of 366 amino acids. The record is from RefSeq and is a predicted model, not a curated record. The transcript has 6 exons. NCBI's taxonomy places the organism in Eukaryota, Metazoa, Chordata, Aves, Accipitriformes, Accipitridae. Gene Ontology annotation, cellular component: endoplasmic reticulum membrane.
AUGGGACUCUCCAUGCCCCAUGGCUCCCACUGGCUGCUCAAGGAGGAGUUCUCCUCCGCUCCCAGCACCACCACUGUCGGCACCAUCACCUCCCGGGUGACCAGGAAUGGGAAUGCCGUCAUGGAGAAGAACUUACUCAAUCAUGAGGACUCGGCAGGAGACCGGGGCGUGGUAGAUGAUCUCUUUGAUGAGACCUACCGGGAGAAAGAGGGCCCCAAGCCCCCCUUGCGAUACGUCUGGAGGAAUAUCAUCCUCAUGAGCCUGCUGCAUCUAGGGGCCGUAUUCGGGUUGAUGCUGAUCCCUUCUGCAAAGAUCCAGACGUUGGCAUGGGCCGUUCUGUGUUUCCUGCUGAGCGCUCUGGGGAUCACAGCUGGAUCUCACCGCCUCUGGAGCCAUCGGUCCUACAAAGCCACGCUGCCCCUGCGGAUCUUCUUGACUAUUGCAAACUCCAUGGCCUUCCAGAAUGACAUCUACGAGUGGGUCCGGGACCACCGCGUCCACCACAAGUUCUCCGAGACAGACGCGGACCCACACAAUGCCACGCGGGGCUUCUUCUUCUCCCACAUCGGCUGGCUACUGGUGCGCAAGCACCCCGAUGUCAUAGAGAAGGGCCAGAAGCUGGACCUGAGCGACAUAAAGGCUGACAAAGUGGUGAUGUUCCAGCGGAGAUACUACAAGCCCUCGGUGGUGUUGCUGUGCUUCACCCUGCCCACUGUAGUGCCCUGGUACUUCUGGGACGAAUCCAUCAUCAUCAGCUUCUUCAUUCCAGCCAUCCUGCGCUACGCUGUAGCGCUCAAUGCCGCUUGGCUAGUGAACAGUGCUGCUCACAUGUUUGGCAACCGGCCAUACGAUCAGCACAUCAACCCACGGGAGAACCCCCUGGUCAGCCUGGGGGCCCUAGGAGAAGGCUUCCACAACUACCACCACACCUUCCCCUACGACUACUCCACCAGUGAGUUUGGCUGGCGCUUCAACUUAACCACAGCCUUCAUCGACCUCAUGUGCUUCCUGGGGCUGGCCAGCGAUCGCAAGAAAGUCUCCAAGGAGGUCAUCCUGGCUCGGAAAAUGCGGACUGGAGAUGGGAGUCACAAGAGUGGCUGAGUUCCUGCUCCCCUUCACACACACAUCCACACCUCUCCUUCCUCCUUUUUUCUCCCUUUCUCCUUUCCUGACCCCUCUGAACACGCUGGACAAAGGUUUAAUGUUCUGUUUACUAACUACUGAAUAAUGCUACCAGUUUGCUUAAGGUAAUGAUAAUGAGUUUUAACCCCCCUCCCACACUGUAUUUUACGUGAUGUAUUUAAGACCUAGGACUCUGCCUUUAUAACGCAAGGCCACCCCUGUCCCUCCCCUCCUUCCCCUUCCCGUUCAUUCUCUCCAGCCCCUCUACCCCGCCUCCCACUUUACAUCGUCCAGGUCUCUCCCUGGCAGGGGAGCUGGUAGGAAGCAGCCCAGGGCGGCUCAUCGCAGCCGGCUACGUACCAUGGGGUUAAGGGAAGCCUGUACCAGCCAGCUGAAGAGUUGAGCCACAGUGACUCUCUCCCCACCACCUUCCCCCCCAAAUUCCUUCCUCUGUCCCUCUUCCUUUCUCAAGGGCUGCUGACAGACGUGGCAUGGCUAAACUGCUCUCCCUGGGAAAAGCAGCCCCGUCCCCUUCCCUUGCCACCGGAAAGAGUUGUCUCUUUCCAAGAUGUCUCUUGGGAAGUGUUCUCCCAAGCUGGGGCGGGGGGGAGGGUCUGGUGGCGGCAGCGGGCACUGGAGGGGCAGCCCAGGUGACCUUAUUACCUCCUCCGUCUGGUGUCACAGCCUCCCUCUCUGCACUGCCCGCUGUGCCCCACACCACCAGGGACUGAAGGCAGAGCCUGGCUCCGGGCUCUGUGGCCCCUUUGGAGAGCCACAGUGAGAAGGGGGACAGACGGAGGGGUGUGCCACUGGCUGCCGUGCGGUGGCACCAGCCCGGGGUGGUUUUGUUCGCUGCCGCCACUGAGAUUUUUGCCGGGAAACAGGCCUUUGCCAAAAUGGAGAGGGGGAGAAGGAUGUAAACCAAAGCUCCAUCGCUGAGCUCGGCUGCUUUGUGUGCCGGAGGAACGGGGUCCCCGCUGGGUGGCAGGCAGAUGUCCUGGUGUCCGUGCCCGCCCUGCGGAUCCGCAUCCUGUGCCGAGCGCAGGGAUGGGGCAAGGGAGCGCCUACAGGCAUAGGGAGGGGUGAGGGUGUCCGCGGGAGCAGGUCUCUCCAUCCUUGGGGGCUCCGCUCAGUCGAUUAACAAGUGCCUGAGAAACACCGACGCGGGGCCAGGCGGCAUGGGGGGACUCGAGGGAGUCAAGACCUCCGAGGCGAGACACUGCCGCCAGCGCGAGCCACCUCUGGCCUUUCCUGCCCGGGGUCCACCAGGGUGGUUUGUCGUUCCCGGCUCCUCUGAGGGGGUGGGAAGGGGGAGGCGAAAGCAGCUCCUCCUUAGUCCUUUAGCUUGCCUCCCAGCCCCCUUGGCGAGCCAUCUCGCCACCUUGCGCCUUCGCUGGCGAGGCAGGCAGCGAGGGCGGCUGAGCCUGCGGAAAGGUCAGUUAUAUCACCGAGCUGACGUGGGCACGCAGCUGGAGGGUGUGCUGGGGAAAAAAGUCCUUGUGGGUGUUGUUUCCCGCAAGUUGCAGAGACCGCAGCUUGAGUUCAGGUGGUGGGCUAGGUUCUGGGCAUCAUGGCCCCGAGCCCCUCACUGGGCUGAAUGUGCUCUUUUUCCCCCUUAACUCUCGCCAUUACUAUUAAUUUUUAUUAUUAUUACUAUUAGUUGUAGCAAUAGUCUUGUUUUUGUUGCUUAAAUGCACCAAACGGAGCUGGAGGAACGCACAAGAGGUGGCCGGAACGAGGUGAUACUGGAGCGGGGUUUGCAGCAUCUGCCUUAUUCAGGCAGGCCGGGGAGGGCAGAGAGAGUGGAUGCCAACUUCCUCGCCUCAGCUUUGCCAGAUAGCAGCCAGGCAAGCUUCACGGGAGCAAGUCUCUGCAGCUUUGCUUUUUCCUGCCGCUGUGAAACUCGCCAGGAGCCAGGACAGCUCUGUGAUGUUCUCCUUAACAAGAGCACGCUCGUUACGCAGAAAAGAAGUCCUUCUCCUCUCCUUUCCCCUGCCCGCCACCACCAUGGCCCUGUUAUUGCUCAGCAAUGGGACCCUUCAAGGUUUUGAGGCGUCGGGAGCGACGUGGUCUCCAGCCGAGAGCUACAACAGGGCGGAAUGGCGCAGGGAGCCCUUCAGCUCCCAGCGUCAGGAGGCGGCAUCCUUACUGCUCUGAGGCUCGUGCCUGCCUGGGGGCUGGCUGGAGCAAAGGGAGUUGUGGCUAGAAUUGCAUCCUACCAUUUGAAAAUAGAAAAAGCCCUCCAAAACAAAAGAGAAACACUGUUAGCUCUGUAAUUGGGGGCUGACUUUGCUCUAGUCUGAACCUCUCUGAAUUCACAGAAGUCUCCAGAGAGGAUGAAUUUGUUCCAUCCAGUAAUUUGAAAGGGGUGUGGGGAGGGGAGAAGAUGAGCAGAAUGAUUUCCUUGCUCCUGGUGCCCUUAAGGUGUCACGUGACAUACCCUACCGGAGAGAAGCGUGCCGUGACAUGCUGCCAUAUUUCGCAUCCUCUCAGCAGAGAAGCAGGAUUUGACAUCGAGGGUUCCUUUCAAGUGUCAAGUGCUGAUUCGGGUCCAGAAUCUGGAGUUAGCGUGGGAGCUGAGGAGCAGCAACCAAACAGUCCUGGUGUUUGCCCAGUCACUUUAAAGGUAGAUUGGCAAAUAUCUCUGGGUGCCUUAAAUCUUUCUUUAAUAUACAGAGGAGUAUUGACAGCUAUUUGCCGUAUUUUUUUUCUUUUUUCUGAAUUGUGAACAUUCGAGGGGUUUCUUAAUUAUUUAAUUGCCUACAUGGAACUGUGGGGGUGCAGGUGAUUUUGAAUGUAUUGGACUUAGAAUUUUGGUUAGAUUAAGGAACAGAUGCAACACUUCAAGUAGAACUUUGUGAUAUAGGUAGAGCUAUAUAUAUAUAUAUAUAUACACACAUACACACACACCUAUAAAUAUAUAUAUAUAUUUUUGGUGGCAUGUUUGUAUCCUGGGCGCGUCAUCUGUAUGUUGAGCUUAAACGAGUCUGUGAGAGGUGGAAGCAGAGAAGGCAGCAGUGGGACCUCGUGGCUAGAGCAGCCGUUCUCCUGGGACCUGUUCCCACCGCAGCUACUCGCGCACUGCGUGAUGUGGGACAAAGUCAGUCACUUAAAAACUCUCUGUGCCUCAGCUCCCCGGUCUGUACCAGGGGGUUACGCCGUGCCUCCCCGCGGCGCGCUGAGGCUCGCUGCCGACCGGCCGAGCGCGGAGGAGGAAGGCGUACGUACCGCACGCGCACCGCUGCUGACAGAAGCGCGGACCGGUUGGUUUUCCAAAACCGUUCCCAGCCCCGCUGGUAUUGUGAGGAGCGGCUGUCCAAGCGUUGGGUGGUCAGGGAAGGACUGGAAAGUUGAAUCUGCACGUCGUCUAAGCUCUGUCGCUGUUGAAGUGUGAGUAGGAUACAAUUUUUCACGGCUUAGGGGUUUCUGCAUAGUAGUAUCUCUGUUUUGGGUACCGGAAAGGGAGAAGAAAAACCUUUUUGGGAUAAUUUCUACUAAUACGGCAACGGACAUCCGGUCGUGCUGAUCUGAAGUUUUAUUUGUUCAUAAUAAAAACGUUACGUGAAAA